GCCACCCCAGGAGGGUGGGAGGGAGGGAGGGAGCUAGAAGGAGAAAGAGAGUGAGAGAGAGGAGAGCGGGACGUGGGCCGCUGUCAGGGCUAGGGCCGGAGUGGGGUCAGCCCAGCCCAAGACUAGACAAUUGAGCCCUAUGAAGAGUUCGAAUCGGGAUCGUGCCUCCCGAAGCGCAGAGCCCGGGGAGCCCGGCCUGCGGGGAGCAGCCCCCACCCGGGCUGGGACCGAACCGUCAAGGGAAUCGGGAACCCAGGAGUCCAGGAAUCGUGAGCAAUCCACCGUGGUUCGAGGAACCAGUGACCCAGGCAUCUGGGAUUCGUGAGUGCCGAGUAGUCGGAGCGAAUUGAGAACCGAGGGUCUCCAUAUCCGUGGGCACCGAGCCGUCGGGGACUGCCCCGGUACUGAGCCGCUUGGCAGCUGCUUUGAGAGACACUCUCGGGUUCCGAGCCGCUGCCCGGAGGGGCAGGGGGACCAGACAAUACCGUCGGGUAGGGGUAGGUCCAGCCCAGUCCCGGUAGCUGAGUCCUGGGCUUGAGGAGAAUCCGGGGUAGCUGCCGCCGCAACCAUUGCGCCCAAAAGCGAGGAGGACCUCUUGGCCCUGGCCGCAUCCCGCCUGAGCCGCCGCAAGCGGGUGGUGGGCGCGGCCGUCGGGGUGGCCAUGGUGCUGCUGCUACUUGUGGCCAUCCCGCUGCUCGUGCACAGCUCCCGCGGGCCCGCGCACUACGAGAUGCUGGGCCGCUGCCGCAUGGUCUGCGACCCGCACGGGCCCCGCGGUCCAGAUCCCGAUGGGUCCCCUGCUUCGGUGCCUCCAUUUCCCCCAGGAGCCAAAGGCGAGACUGGCAGGAGGGGCAAAGCCGGGUUGCGAGGACCCCCGGGACCACAGGGACCGAGGGGUCCCCCGGGAGAGCCCGGCCGACAAGGGCCCCCAGGCCCCCCAGGCCCAGGUCCGGGAGGUGCGGUGCCUGCCGCCUACUCUCCGCGGAUCGCCUUCUACGCUGGGCUGCGUCGGCCUCAUGAGGGCUACGAGGUGCUGCGCUUCGACGACGUGGUGACCAACGUAGGCAACGCUUACGAGGCGGCCAGUGGCAAGUUCACCUGUCCCAUGCCGGGUGUGUACUUCUUUGCCUACCACGUGCUGAUGCGCGGCGGCGACGGCACCAGCAUGUGGGCAGAUCUGAUGAAGAACGGGCAGGUCCGAGCCAGUGCCAUCGCCCAGGAUGCGGACCAGAACUACGACUACGCCAGCAACAGCGUCAUCCUGCACCUGGACGUGGGGGACGAGGUGUUCAUUAAGCUGGAUGGCGGCAAGGUCCACGGAGGGAACACCAACAAGUACAGCACCUUCUCUGGCUUCAUCAUCUACCCGGACUGAGCCCUCUCCCAACCCCACCCUCAGCCGUUCCAUGCCCAUAUGUUUUUCCUUUUGCUUAGACUGCCAGGUCACAGUCCCUGCUUCUCCUUCCAACUCCAGACAUCAACCAACAGACUGAAUGAAAGCUUCUAGGGGACCAGCUAAGCCUCGGGGUGGCAGAGUGGCAUAAUUUGGGGAGUAAUCCUUUUGGAAGAGAGGCCGACUGGAGCAUUGCAGCUCAGAGGUAGGAGACCAUCAAGGUCCUGGAGAUGGUUUGACCCUACCUUGGAAGGGAGGGCAAGGGUUUGGAGCCUGAUUUUCCCCAAAGAAAGAAAGGACAGGCAGAAAAGGAGGUAGUGGUAUGCAUUCAGUAAACACCAGCUACUGGGCACCAGCAUCUGGUGCAGGGAAGGGAAUCCAGAGCUGAUCUGGAUUCUGUGAAGUGUUCCAAAGAUGGGGCUCUGCCUUGGGCUGGGAUGCUGGUCUUCUCCCUCCUGUCUACCCAUUUCCCCAUCUCCAGAAGGCAGAAGCUGGGGAGAGCUGCACUUCAGUCCUUAUACAACUGAAUCCAGCUUUGGUCAGUGAACUAAAGGAGUAGGAAAUUAUUUUCUGGCAUUUUAAACCCAAAUUGCGUGGCCCCAUCCCUACCAUAUCCCACAGUUGGACAGGGGUUACAGUUACUGUUCUCUUCUAAUAAAAUAAGGUUCGGGACAUGCA
Molecule: messenger RNA, 2071 nt
Organism: Monodelphis domestica (gray short-tailed opossum)
Lineage: Eukaryota; Metazoa; Chordata; Mammalia; Didelphimorphia; Didelphidae
Gene: C1QL4
Product: complement C1q like 4
Molecular function (GO): protein binding
Source: RefSeq, a predicted model, not a curated record